Molecule: messenger RNA, 4112 nt
Organism: Xyrauchen texanus (razorback sucker)
Lineage: Eukaryota; Metazoa; Chordata; Actinopteri; Cypriniformes; Catostomidae
Gene: hyou1
Product: hypoxia up-regulated 1
Exons: 24
Coding region: 346-3276 (976 amino acids)
Biological process (GO): cellular response to hypoxia; endoplasmic reticulum unfolded protein response; negative regulation of hypoxia-induced intrinsic apoptotic signaling pathway
Cellular component (GO): endoplasmic reticulum chaperone complex
Molecular function (GO): ATP binding; ATP-dependent protein folding chaperone
Source: RefSeq, a predicted model, not a curated record
UGUGUGGAUCCAAUGAGAUCACGCCGCGUUCCCGGCCCAAUGUGCUAGAACGAGCCGGUGAUUGCAUGAGAAAAAUCAAGCAACCGAGGCGGUGUGUUCACAGAGCAUUGCUGUUGUUUAAUGCCGUCUUUUUAGACACCUGAUAAAUACGAUCAGCAAAGAAAUUAGGGCAGCAAAGGCGCCUCUAAAAUAUUACUGCUCAGGUGUCAGGAGGGGUUUGUCAGUCAGCUGGAACCAGCAUAAAACUUGAUCAGGCAGAUGAGUACAGACCUGUUAUAGUUGCAUGGUGACCUUUUGCCUGCCUGCUGUUUAACCGGUCUUCAUGGAUCUUCUCUGCAGGUCACAAUGAGGGAAAAGCUGUCAUUAUGGUUUCUUUUAUGCCUAACAUUAGGACUCCUGCCUUCCCAAACAGAAUCAGUUGCCGUGAUGUCUGUGGACUUGGGCAGUGAAUGGAUGAAAAUUGCUAUAGUUAAACCUGGUGUGCCAAUGGAGAUCGUACUCAACAAGGAGUCCCGGCGGAAAACUCCAGUUGCUGUGUGUUUAAAGGAAAAUGAGAGGCUUUUUGGAGACAGUGCUUUAGGAGUGGCUGUUAAAAACCCUAAAGUGGUUUACAGAUUCCUCCAGAGCAUUUUGGGAAAGACUGUGGACAACCCACAGGUGGCACAGUAUCAGAAGCACUUCCCUGAGCACCAGCUGCAGAGAGAUAACAAAAGAGGAACAGUGUAUUUCAAAUUUUCAGAGGAGAUGCAGUAUACUCCUGAGGAACUUUUGGGCAUGGUUUUGAACUACUCCCGUGGUCUAGCUCAAGACUUUGCAGAACAGCCCAUAAAAGAUGCAGUAAUCACAGUGCCUGCCUAUUUUAAUCAGGCAGAACGCAGGGCAGUCCUGCAUGCUGCCCAAAUAGCGGGUCUAAAGGUCCUUCAGCUUCUCAAUGAUAAUACAGCUGUGGCUUUGAACUAUGGAGUCUUUAGGAGGAAGGACAUCAACUCUACUGCUCAGAAUGUGAUGUUUUAUGAUAUGGGAUCAGCCAGCACAACAGCUACUAUUGUCACAUAUCAGACAGUGAAGACCAAAGAAUCCGCCAGUCAACCUCAGCUCCAGAUCCGUGGAGUUGGGUUUGAUAGAACGCUAGGUGGCUUUGAGAUGGAGCUAAGGCUCCGAGAUCAUCUUGCUAAUCUCUUUAAUGAACAGAAGAAAUCCAAGAAGGACGUGAGGGAGAACUUUCGCGCCAUGGCAAAAUUGCUUAAAGAGGCUCAGAGACUCAAGAUUGUGCUGAGUGCCAAUGCUGAACACACAGCACAGAUUGAAGGUCUUAUGGAUGAUAUAGACUUCAAGGCAAAAGUGACUCGCUCUGAGUUUGAGGCCUUGUGUGAGGAUCUGUUUGACAGAGUAUCAGGACCUGUAAAGGAAGCAUUAGCUGCUGCUGAGAUGACCAUGGAUGAGAUUGAACAGGUUAUUUUGGUUGGCGGAUCCACCAGAGUGCCCAGAGUGCAGGAUGUCCUUCUAAAUGCUGUGGGAAAAGAGGAACUGAGCAAGAACAUUAACGCAGAUGAGGCUGCUGCAAUGGGUGCCGUCUAUCAGGCUGCUGCACUCAGCAAAGCCUUCAAAGUCAAAACUUUCCUAGUCAGAGAUGCUGCUGUGUUUCCCAUUCAGGUUGAAUUUAGUCGUGAGGCAGAGGAAGAGGAUGGUGUGAAGACGAUGAAGCACAACAGACGUGUUUUGUUCCAGAGAAUGUCCCCAUAUCCCCAGAGGAAAGUCAUCACGUUUAAUCGCUACACAGAUGACUUUGUCUUCCACAUAAACUAUGGAGACCUCAGUUUCCUCAGUGAACAGGACCUGAAAGUGUUUGGCUCUCAGAAUUUUAAAACAGUGAAACUGUCUGGAGUUGGCAGCAGCUUUAAGAAGCAUUCCGAUGCUGAAUCGAAGGGAAUUAAAGCCCAUUUCAACAUGGAUGAGAGUGGAGUGCUAAUUCUAGAUCGGGUGGAGUCAGUGUUUGAGACCUUUGUGGAGGAGGAAGAGUCUACACUCACAAAGCUUGGGAACACCAUUUCCAGCCUGUUUAGUGGUGGCAACUCAGACCCCAGUCAAAAUCUCACAGAACCAGUUGCGGAUGAAGAGGAAGUGACUGGGAAAGAUCAGGAACAGGGUGAGAAACAGGAAGAGCCAGCGCAGGAGAAACCUGAGACGGAGGAGGGAAAUGAGGGAGGGCCUCAGGCAGAGGAGCAGAAAGUUGACAAUGAAGAGAAAGCGGAAACUCAGGCAGAGAAGGAAACGGACAAUGCUGAAAAACCUGAAGAGAAGUCCAACGGAGAGAAAACGGAAGAGAAAGAGGCAGACAAGAAAGCCAAACCACAUAAAAAGAGCAAAAUAUCAGAGGACAUCGCAGUAGAGCUUGAGGUGAACGAUGUUCUCGAUCCAAGCACAGAUGAAAUGGAAGUGUCCAAAAAGAAACUGCAAGACCUCACCGACCGGGAUCUGGAGAAACAGGAGAGAGAAAAGACCCUGAACAGCCUGGAGGCUUUUAUCUUUGAGACGCAGGAUAAGCUGUAUCAGGAUGAGUACCAGGCUGUAGUGACUGAAGAGGAGAAAGAUCAGAUCUCAGGGAAGCUCAGCGAGGCAUCUAACUGGAUGGAUGAAGAGGGUUACACUGCUAGCACUAAGGAGCUGAAAGAAAAACUGUCUGAACUGAAGAAGCUUUGCAAAGCCAUGUUCUUCAGAGUGGAGGAGAGGAAGAAAUGGCCUGACAGAUUGGCAGCUCUAGACAGCAUGCUAAACCACUCCACCAUUUUCCUCAAGAGUGCUAGACUGAUUCCAGAAAAUGACCAGAUUUUCACAGAGGUGGAACUGAAGAUGCUUGAGAAAGUCAUUAAUGAGACAAUGACUUGGAAGAAUGAUACAGUAGCUGAACAGGAGAAAUUGUCCCCCACAGAGAAGCCUGUCCUGCUCUCGAAAGACAUUGAAGCUAAACUUUCCCUCCUAGAUAGGGAGGUCAAUUACCUGCUAAACAAAGCAAAGUUUGCCAAACCGAAGCCUAAACCUAAGCCUAAAGACAAGAACUCCACCUCCGCAGAGAACAGCAAAACAAACAGCACAGAAGAUGCAGAGAAAGUUAUCCCUCCCAAAAGUGAAGCUGAAGAGGUGAAGCCAGUGGAGGAGCCUCUGACUGCUGAAGAAAAAGAAGAAACUAUUCUUGAACUAAAUCCAGCCGAAAAUACGGAUGAUACAGAAUCAACAGAGAGCAGUCAAUCUGAAAAUCAUGUGGGGGAUGAAUUAUAACAACUGGAACAAUUUUUUGUUGUAUUUAUUGACUCCGUUAAUUGGGUCAAAAUUCCGUUUUGUUUCCCCCCCCUCAACAAAACCUGGUGAAAUUGGAACGGCUUGAAAAAAGACUGAAGGCGUAUGUUUCAGUGGUACCUCUCUCAGUGACUCUGAGCCUAAACAAAAACACCAAACCAAACUUCAGCCUGUGUGCACUCUCCAUUCACAUUUAGUUUUGUUUCUUAAUGAUGAAUUAAUGAUGAUCUCCCUUUCAUAAAAUGUCCCCUUUUAUCAGAGUCACAAUUUAACAAAAAUGGCACACUUGACCAAAGUAAACUUGUGUCCUUUCAUUUAUGAAUGAUAUUUGCAAAGUUAAGUGGAUCAUCUGGAAGUGUGUUUUUAGUAGGGUUUGGUGUCCUCAAUGACUCAAAAUACUUUUUGCUUUGCUUUUGCGUCCAGAAAUGUAUACUGGAGAUAUGUGAAUCAGAGGAAAUGUGGAAUUCCUGCUCAAUUGUGACUCGUUAGCUUAACUGUGUAAAAAGUUUAUUUUUUGCCAGCUCUUCCUCAUAGUUUGUACUCAAACGCUGUGCUUUCAUACCUGUGAAUAUCUUCAGACUCCAACUUCUACUUGAAACAUCAUCUGUAUUUAUGUACUUCAGUAUGAGUGGUCUACUGCACUGAUAUCUAUGGAAUUUCACACAUCACACACACGCAUGAAUUAAGGGUGUGUUUACCAUCACUUUCACUGGUUCUCUGCAAUGUACGUGUUCAUUGUAUUCCCUUUGCCAGUCUAUGUGGAGAGAACAGUGUGAUAUGUGGGAGAGGAUGGUUUCUAAACUGUUAAUAAAGUCCCU